AUGCCGCCGCAAAUCCACACCCCGAAAGCCGCAGCUUGCCGCGUGAAUAAAAAGCGCAAGUCCGCUUUCACAGGCGCUGGACGAGUCUUGAGCACCGGGGCCAGAGUAGCCGCUCAACCAGCCAAGAAGCCAAAGACGGAUGACGAUGACGACGACUUCAUCCCCAACAUGAAAGAAAACACAGAAGACAGCGAGCACGAUGAUGCGUCCUACAAACCCGACGCUCCAAAGGCUUCCGGCGACAGUGGGUGCAAGAUUCGCGAGCUUGUGCGAGCCGUCGCCGUCGCCAGGGCCCAUCAAAGCAAGGAGGAGACCAAGGUAGCAGAGGCAGAGGACGUGGAAUCCAAAGAAGCGCACGGCGAGGAGACGAAUCAGAGAUCAGACGAUGAACAGAAGUCCCAGCGAGUCGUUUGGUCAGGAAAAGCGUUGAGCGCCUUGGGAGCGGUUGUGGACGAUCUCGCGUCUUUAGAGGGGCCGGUCCGGAAGGCUGAGAACAUGCCUAAGGGAAGUCUGCGCAGUGGCAAAAAGCGCGGAUUCUGGAAGUAUGGGGAGGGUGACACUCUUGGUGGUAGUGGAGGAGAUUAG
Molecule: messenger RNA, 585 nt
Organism: Coniosporium apollinis CBS 100218
Lineage: Eukaryota; Fungi; Ascomycota; Dothideomycetes
Exons: 3
Coding region: 1-585 (194 amino acids)
Source: RefSeq, a predicted model, not a curated record